AUGCAGCCAAAUCCUUCACCAAUUUGUAUUUCACAUGUUGCUAAAUAUUCUCAAAUGUGGAGAUAUUUUGAUAGAGGACUUUAUUUAUUUCUUAAAAAUCAGCUUUAUAUUCAAUUAAUAAAUUACCAAUUUAAUUAUAAAUAUCAAAAAUUAAAUUUUUAUUUAAAUUUUCCAAUAUUCCGUAAAAUACUGGCUACUUUAUCUGUUUUCAUUUUUGUUCUUAUUUGGCAUGGAUUUAAUUCUAAUUUUUGUUGGUGGGUUUCUCUAAGUGCUUUUGGACUUUUUAUUGAACGCUUGGCAAAUUCUAAUAUAUUUUUAUUUAACAAAUUUAUUCAAAAAAAUAUUUUAUUAAAAAUGUCAUUUGCAGCAAAGAUUCGAUUAAAGGCUAUUUUUAUGUUGACAACUUUAAUUCCUGGUUAA
Messenger RNA from Meloidogyne enterolobii, 420 nucleotides. Lineage: Eukaryota; Metazoa; Nematoda; Chromadorea; Rhabditida; Meloidogynidae. The record is from the annotation of a GenBank genome assembly.